GACGAGCAGCAGGAGAAGCCAGACGCUGAACCGGGGCCCCAUGGUGGCGCGCCCGGGGCGGCGGGGGACCAACGGGGACGGCAGGGAACGGCAGCCCGGCUCCCGGGGGCUGCGGCGAGCAGCUCAGUCUCCGAGGGCCCGGGUGUGAGCCCUGCACACCGUCCCGGGUGCGGCGGCUCUGAGCAGAGACCUGAGCGCGCGGCCGGAGGAGCUCCCCAAUUUGUUGGCGCUGCCCCCUCCCCUCGGCGGUGCGCGGGCGGCGUCUCCAAGGGGAGGACCCUGCGGCGCGGGUUAGGAGGGGACCGAGCCGAGCCUAGAGCUGUGAGACUGGGAUCAUGGACCGAGUGAAGUUCUCAGUGUCCGGCCCUGCCCUGCGAGGGUGGCUGCUGCUGGCGACUGUGACAGUGGGGCUUCUGGCUCAGAGCGUCUUGGCGGGGGUGAAGAAGUUGGAUGUGCCGUGCGGAGGGAGGGACUGCAGCGGCGGCUGCCAGUGCUUCCCCGAGAAAGGAGCUCGGGGUCAGCCGGGGCCAGUGGGCACCCAGGGGUACACUGGGCCUCCAGGGUUGCAAGGCUUCCCAGGACUACAGGGCCGCAAAGGAGACAAGGGUGAACGGGGAGCUCCUGGGCCAACCGGACCAAAAGGAGAUGUGGGAGCAAGAGGCGUCUCUGGAUUCCCCGGUGCAGAUGGAAUUCCAGGACACCCAGGGCAAGGUGGGCCCCGAGGAAGACCCGGCUAUGAUGGCUGCAAUGGGACCAGAGGAGACGCAGGUCCACAAGGGCCCUCUGGACCUGGGGGCUUCCCUGGCCUCCCUGGGCCCCAAGGACCCAAGGGGCAGAAAGGUGAACCUUAUGCACUAUCUCAAGAAGACCGCGACAAAUACAGGGGUGAACCUGGAGAGCCCGGACUGGUCGGCUACCAGGGGCCUCCUGGCCACCCGGGGCCAAUAGGACAGAUGGGUCCCGUGGGAGCUCCCGGAAGACCGGGACCACCGGGGCCCCCUGGACCCAAAGGACAACCAGGCAACCGAGGACUUGGUUUUUACGGAGAGAAGGGUGAAAAGGGUGACGUAGGACAGCCAGGACCCAACGGGAUCCCAUCCGACACCACGCUUGUUGGGCCCACAACAACAACGUACCAUCCGGAUCUGUACAAGGGUGAGAAGGGAAGCAGAGGAGAGCCAGGGAUACCAGGCACCACCUUGAAGGGCGAGGAAGGCAUCAUGGGAUUCCCAGGAAUGCGGGGUCUUCCUGGCCUUGAUGGAGAAAAAGGGAUCUUCGGGCAGAAAGGAAGCAGAGGCCUAGAUGGUUUCCAAGGCCCCAGUGGACCCCGAGGACCCAAGGGAGAACGUGGGGAACAAGGCCCCUCAGGACCCUCUGUCUACUCACCCCAUCCAGCCCUGGCAAAAGGUGCCAGAGGUGACCCGGGAUCCCCAGGUGCUCAUGGGGAGCCAGGAAGCCGAGGCGAGCCAGGAGACCCUGGCCCCAUGGGGCCCCCAGGCCCGUCUAUUGGAGAUGAAGAUACAAAAAGAGGCCUUCCAGGGGAGAUGGGACCCAAGGGCUUCUUGGGGGAACCGGGCCACCCAGCACGCUAUCCAGGUCCACCAGGAGCUGAUGGGAAACCAGGUCUCCAAGGAGCCACUGGGCCUCCAGGCCCACCUGGACCAGAUGGCUUCCUGUUUGGCCUGAAAGGAUCAGAAGGAAGAGUGGGUUACCCAGGACCUUCAGGUUUCCCAGGGGCUCGAGGGCAGAAAGGAUGGAAAGGUGAAGCCGGAGACUGCCAAUGUGGCCAGUUCAUCGGGGGUCUUCCAGGAUUGCCAGGACCCAAGGGUUUUCCUGGUGCCAAUGGGGAGCUGGGAAAGAAAGGGGACCAAGGGGACCCGGGCGUGCAUGGUAUCCCUGGGUUCCCAGGAUUCAAGGGAGCCCCAGGCCCCACUGGAGUUCCGGGACCCAAAGGAGUAAAAGGGGACUCCAGGACAGUAACCACCAAAGGUGAGCGAGGACAGCCAGGUAUCCCUGGUGUACAUGGGAUGAAAGGUGAUGACGGUGUCCCAGGACGUGAUGGACUGGAUGGAUUUCCUGGCCUUCCUGGUCCUCCGGGUGAUGGCAUCAAAGGCCCUCCAGGGGACACAGGUCUCCCUGGCUUACCUGGAACCAAGGGCUUUCCAGGAGAAGUGGGUCCUCCAGGACAAGGCUUACCAGGCCCAAAAGGCGAACGUGGCUUCCCUGGUGAUUCUGGAUUUCCAGGACCUCCAGGCUUACCUGGUCCUCCAGGUCCCCCAGGAACCCCAGGACAGAUAGACUGUGACACAGGUGUGAAAAGGCCCAUUGGAGGUGGCCAGCAAGUGGUCGUUCAGCCAGGUUGCGUUGGAGGCCCCACAGGAUCACCUGGCCAGCAAGGACCCCCAGGCCCCACAGGUAUCAAAGGCAUCAGAGGAACCCUAGGAUUCCCAGGAGGUGCUGGAACACCAGGUCUUAAGGGCUUUCCAGGAGACCCAGGUCGUGAAGGCUUCCCAGGACCCCCAGGGUUCAUGGGACCCCGAGGAUCCAAAGGUGCCACAGGCCUCCCUGGCCCAGACGGACUCCCAGGUCCCAUUGGACUUCCAGGACCAUCUGGACCCCCUGGAGAUAGAGGGAUUCCAGGAGAAGUCCUAGGGGCCCAACCUGGACCCCGGGGAGAUGCUGGAUUACCGGGACACCCUGGGCUAAAAGGGCCUCCAGGAGAAAGAGGACCCCCUGGAUUCAGAGGAAGCCAAGGGAUGCCCGGGAUGCCAGGGCUUAAGGGUCAGCCAGGCUUCCCAGGACCUUCAGGACAGCCAGGACUAUCUGGACCCCCAGGACAACAUGGAUUCCCAGGAGCUCCUGGCCGAGAGGGGCCCUUGGGGCUGCCAGGCUCCCCAGGCCUUGGAGGUUUGCCUGGAGACAGGGGUGAACCCGGUGAGCCUGGUGUCCCUGGCCCUGUGGGCAUGAAAGGUCUGUCUGGGGACAGAGGUGAUGCCGGCAUGUCAGGCGAGCGUGGUCAUCCCGGAAGCCCUGGCUUUAAAGGAAUGGCGGGGAUGCCUGGCCUCCCUGGGCAAAAAGGCGACCGGGGGUCACCAGGGAUGGACGGCUUCCAGGGCAUGCUGGGACUCAAGGGAAGACCAGGCUUCCCAGGAAUCAAAGGAGAGGCUGGAUUCUUUGGAGUGCCCGGUCUGAAGGGCCUGCCUGGAGAGCCGGGUGUUAAAGGAAACCGAGGGGACAUGGGCCCCCCAGGACCACCUCCUAUCAUCCAGCCGGGGAUGAAGGAUAUUAAAGGAGAGAAAGGAGAUGAAGGGCCCAUGGGCCUGAAAGGCUACCUCGGCGUGAAAGGUAUCCAAGGAAUGCCUGGGGUCCCAGGGGUGUCUGGGUUCCCCGGGCUACCGGGGAGGCCCGGUUACAUCAAAGGAGUCAAGGGCGACAUCGGAGUCCCAGGCAUACCAGGCUUGCCAGGGAAGCAGGGGGUGAUUGGCCCUCCUGGAAUUACCGGAUUCCCAGGGUUCACAGGAAGCCGGGGUGAAAAGGGUGCUCCAGGAAGAACAGGGUUUUUUGGCGAGACUGGCCCCACUGGGGACUUUGGUGAUAUUGGGGAUACCGUGAACUUACCAGGAAACCCGGGCCUGAAGGGGGAACGGGGAAUCACCGGAAUUCCAGGACUCAAGGGAUACUUUGGAGAGAAAGGAGCCCAAGGUGACAUUGGAUUUCCGGGGAUAACAGGCAUACCUGGAGGCCCGGGCUCUCCCGGACUCAAAGGACAGACAGGUUUUCCAGGGCUCACAGGGCUGCAAGGGCCACAGGGAGAGCCAGGACGGAGUGGAGUGCCUGGUGACAAGGGGGAUUACGGCUGGCCAGGGGUACCAGGGUUACCAGGUUUUCCAGGAAUCCGAGGGAUCAGCGGAUUGCACGGCCUGCCAGGCACUAAAGGCUUCCCUGGAUCCCCAGGUGCUGACGUCCAUGGAGACCCAGGGUUAUCAGGCCCCACUGGAGACAGGGGUGACCGAGGAGAAGCCAACACACUUCCAGGCCCCGUGGGAGCUGCAGGGCAGAAAGGGGAGCGGGGAACCCCAGGGGAGCGUGGCCCAGCCGGAAGCCCAGGACUUCAGGGUUUCCCUGGCAUCUCUCCGCCAUCCAACAUAUCCGGGGCACCUGGUGAUGUAGGGGCACCAGGAAUAUUUGGCUUAGAAGGCUACCGAGGCCCUCCAGGACCACCUGGGUCAGAUGCACUUCCUGGAAUCAAAGGAGAUGAGGGGAGCUCCGGAGCUCCAGGAUUGCCUGGAGAGAAAGGAUGGGUUGGAGACCCAGGGCCCCAGGGCCAGCCUGGUGUAGUUGGUCUUCCAGGGGAGAAAGGGCCUAAGGGUGAGCAAGGAUUCAUGGGCAACACUGGGCCCUCUGGGAACGUGGGUGACAGAGGCCCCAAAGGACCCAAAGGAGACCAAGGAUUCCCAGGCGCUCCUGGCUCCAUGGGAUCUCCAGGCAUUCCAGGCAUCCCCCAGAAGAUUGCCACCCAGCCUGGAACCAUGGGUCCCCAGGGCAGGAGAGGCCUUCCCGGUGCACAGGGAGAGAUGGGGCCUCAGGGCCCUCCAGGAGAUCCAGGUUUCCGUGGGGCUCCAGGCAAGGCUGGGCCCCAGGGCAGAGGAGGUGUGUCUGCUAUUCCGGGGUUCCGAGGAGACCAAGGGCCCAUGGGACAGCAGGGCCCAGUCGGCCAGGAAGGGGAGCCAGGCCGUCCAGGGAGCCCAGGCCUUCCAGGGAUGCCAGGCCGCAGUGUCAGCAUUGGCUACCUCCUGGUGAAACACAGCCAGACGGACCAGGAGCCCAUGUGUCCUGUGGGCAUGAACAAGCUCUGGAGUGGGUACAGCCUGCUGUACUUCGAGGGCCAGGAGAAAGCCCACAACCAGGACUUAGGGCUGGCCGGCUCCUGUCUGGCUCGCUUCAGCACUAUGCCCUUUCUGUACUGCAAUCCGGGUGACGUCUGCUACUAUGCCAGCCGCAAUGACAAGUCCUACUGGCUCUCCACCACUGCCCCACUGCCCAUGAUGCCCGUGGCUGAGGAGGAAAUCAAGCCCUACAUCAGCCGCUGCUCUGUGUGUGAGGCCCCAGCUGUGGCCAUUGCCGUCCACAGCCAAGAUGUCACUAUACCCCACUGCCCAGUCGGGUGGCGGAGCUUAUGGAUCGGCUAUUCCUUCCUCAUGCACACCGCAGCUGGGGACGAAGGCGGCGGCCAGUCACUGGUGUCCCCGGGGAGCUGUCUGGAGGACUUCCGUGCCACGCCUUUCAUCGAGUGUAACGGAGGCCGUGGGACCUGCCACUACUUCGCUAACAAGUACAGCUUCUGGCUGACCACAAUCCCUGAGCAGAACUUCCAGGGCACGCCAUCGGCCGACACACUCAAGGCCGGCCUCAUCCGCACCCAUAUUAGCCGCUGCCAAGUGUGCAUGAAGAACCUGUGAGCCGUCCACCCUGCCCGCCGGCAGCCGCGUGGGAAGGCCUCUUUGGUGCUCAUUCUUCCGUAUUUGUUUUAUUUUGUGUUUGAGACAGUGUCUCACUUUUCAUCCCUGCCUAGCCUGGAACUAUGUAACCCAGGCUGGCCUCCAACUUGUGGCAAACCUACUGCCUCAGC
Molecule: messenger RNA, 5629 nt
Organism: Onychomys torridus (southern grasshopper mouse)
Lineage: Eukaryota; Metazoa; Chordata; Mammalia; Rodentia; Cricetidae
Gene: Col4a2
Product: collagen type IV alpha 2 chain
Exons: 48
Coding region: 336-5459 (1707 amino acids)
Cellular component (GO): basement membrane; collagen trimer
Molecular function (GO): extracellular matrix structural constituent
Source: RefSeq, a predicted model, not a curated record